This is a messenger RNA of Lentinula edodes (shiitake mushroom), 1036 nucleotides long. RefSeq lists its product as uncharacterized. The coding region runs from base 111 to 893 and encodes 260 amino acids. NCBI's taxonomy places the organism in Eukaryota, Fungi, Basidiomycota, Agaricomycetes, Agaricales, Omphalotaceae. The record is from RefSeq and is a predicted model, not a curated record. The transcript has 3 exons.
CCAGCAAACAUUUAGACUCGGAUAGCCGUCGUGCACGCUUUGAAGAACUUUACCAACGUUUGCUUACACAGACAAGCUUGAAUCCGAAGGAGCGACGAAAAUUGCCGCCUAUGAGAAAUGCCGUCUGGAUAAAUCUCGUAGACCUUUCCCAGAGUGAGGAAGAGCUCGGUAAAGUUAUUGCGCAGGUGCCAAAGUGGAAGGAUAUGACACGGCAUCAGCCAGGCGAAGGAGGUUUGGAGGAACGAUGGGGUGAACUGGUUAUCAGUCGUGCGGAAUCCUUGUCUUGCCCCAAACUCGCUCUAGAGAUGUUUUCCAACCACGCAAAAUACCAAGUCCCGCUUUCUCUACCAGCCGCUCGACACCUGCUUCAUGCUUUACAUAUAGAGCAUCCAUUGCAGGAUGUUAUGACCGCUGUUGCGCUUUAUCGGGUGUACAAUUUGACACCCAUAGCGGAUGAUCUCGUCAGCCUCGGGCUGGUAUGUAGAGCACUUGCAGGGAGUAUCUAUCAACCCUCGCAUGCUCCAAAAUCUUCCCCCGCUUCUCUCCCAAAGGGCAACCUACAUGCGUCGAAACAAGUUUUCGCCGCUCUCAUUCAAUCUCUUCAAGGCCUUGUCUCUUCCACUGAUCCUUCUUUGUUCUCUGUAAACACACAUGCCCGCACACGCGCUAUAACACCCAAAUUUACCCAGAGACAUGAAAAGGCCAUAAAGGGCUUGGCGGCGCUGGAGAAGGAGAAAACAUGGCUGAAGUGGUGCUUGAAGAGGAUUGAGUCCAAUUUAGGACAAGUUGAGGGCUUUGAAAAGGUUGCGUGGCUCAGGCAGUGGCGGCAGGCGGCAGGGCAUAUAAGGGCAAAUCAUGAUUCACACUCAUUGACGGCGACCGAAUUACCCUGAACUGAACAAAUUCUAAUAUGUUGAUACGUCGGAAUACAUAAUGGAAAGGAAUUGCAUUGGUCAAUGGAAUUCCGAAGAUUAUUGUCUAACUUUCACUAAUACUUCUACUGAGGGCUGGAAGUUCUUCCCCUCGUUGAGUUUGC